Molecule: messenger RNA, 576 nt
Organism: Echinococcus granulosus
Lineage: Eukaryota; Metazoa; Platyhelminthes; Cestoda; Cyclophyllidea; Taeniidae
Exons: 5
Coding region: 1-576 (191 amino acids)
Source: RefSeq, a predicted model, not a curated record
AUGUACCGUUUAUUUGGACGAGAUUACGCUACUUUAAACCGGUUUGGUCCAUUACAAAGUAUUAAGAAACGUGGAUGCCUUAUAAAAACAACUGAAUUCAAAGUUAUCGCAUGUCCAAAUAAACAGUUUAAUGAUUGGGAAAAGAACUUAAAAAUUUCAUUAUUUUGUAAUCAUAGGUGGACAAUUGUGGAGGCUAUUUUUCCUCAUACAUUUAAUAUGCUGCCCCAAAAGUUCAUGAGAAUGGAGAAUACACUGAUAUGCAGAGCCAACCAAAAAGAACCUAGUCUACAAGAAUUUGAGAAUGCCAGCUCCAUUCGAUUCAUGUCGUGUUUAUUUGAUAUGCAUAUGUUUUUACAUUGCCUACCACUUUAUCAAGAAAGUUUAAAUUUAGUGGACUGCCCCAAUGAUAGCUUUUUGGCUGCUUUUGAAGACUCAAGAUAUCGCAACAAGUUACUCUUCCCUUUGGUAUUAAAUCUGAAUAGGUUCUUCUCAGUUAAAGUUCCUACAGAAGUGGAGCUAGAAAUACAGAUAGACAAUGUCAAACAGAGUGAUCAUGUCUAUUCAGAAGAUAAAUGA